AUGCCAGGUAUCAGAUCCUCAGCAGUUACACCCGGUGCAGCAGCAGGAGGAACUGCACAAGGAACUUCGCCAGCAUUUGGCGAUGUAUCGACUGGAGCAGCGACUACCGUGCUAGAUAUUAGCUCCUCAGCAGCUACACCCGGUGCAGCAGCAGGAGGAACUGCGCAAGGAUCUUCGCCAGCAUCUGGCGAUGCAUCGACUGGAGCAGCAGCUACCAUGCUAGGUAUCAGUUCCUCAGCAGCUACAGCCGUUGCAGCGGCAGGAGGAACUGCACAAGCAACUUCGGAAGCAUCUGGCGCAUCGGGAAGCACAAAUGGUGCCGGUUCGUCCAUCGCAGCAGCUUCUAAUCUAGGAGCGCAAGCGGCGGCGCAGAGCACCACAGGCGCACCUGCAGGGCCCACGACCAGUAUGGUGAA
Molecule: messenger RNA, 416 nt
Organism: Symbiodinium necroappetens
Lineage: Eukaryota; Dinophyceae; Suessiales; Symbiodiniaceae
Source: the annotation of a GenBank genome assembly